AUGGCACCCAACGACGCUGUGAAAGCUAAGAACAUGAAAGUCUACAUCUCCGGUUUUGUAGGUCAACAUCCAAUCGAAACCGGCGUCGCCUACUGGUAUCGCGGCCAUUAUCUGUUCGGCCAAGCGGGAAAUCCAGUCCAACCGCUCCUCUUUCCAACGAAGAAAGAGAUCCUCAUCGUCGGUACCACGGCCGACACAGCUCCCCCGUACAAUGAGAAAGACUCAAACCAUGUCAACGAACGUAGCGUUGCUGCACUCGACAAGAGCAAACGUCAUGAGUGGCGCGACCCACCGACAGAGGAAGAGGUCGAAGCGUACAAAGCGCAGAUGGCUUUCGAAGCUCGCAUUACAGCAGUUGACGAUGAGAGGAGAGCAGCUGAAGCACUGGCACCAAGCAUUAGUUAUCCUCAAGCUGGUGCGGCUCAGCAACACCCGAUGGACUGGCGCGAGUCAGCAAUGGCUGCAAUGACCAAUCUCCAAUAUAUGCCUGGCACGAGCAAUGAGCAAUUCUACAACGACGGAGCGUUGUAUCUCGCCGCCUCUGCUCCGGGCUCCCGUCAUGGCUCCUCGCUGGCAUCCCCUUAUGGGUCCCGUUCAGCGUCCCCAGCGAUUUGGCCGCGUGGUAUUCUUAGUCCCAUCCGCUCAAACCCCCGCCUCACUCAAUUGCUUGAGGAGUAUGGUAUUACGCGCCGCGGCACUCCUGUCGUGAGUUUCGAUUCAGUGUGGAUGGAUGAAGAGGCUAUGAACAGCUUCGUAGAUACCGUGUCUGGCCCACCAUCGCGCACUCCUAGCACCGGUCCCAUGGUCCAGGGCGACACGGACUCGUUCGCUCGAGUACCUCUUCCACACUCGCCGCUCAGCUCCGGCGUCCCUUCCCGCGUUCCCAGCGUCAACCACAUGCGCGACCCUGGCAUGGUUACCUAUGCAGGCUUCGCGGUCAAUCCCACUCACUCUGCAGGUCCCUCUCGCUCGACGUCACUUCCGCAGUCUCGCUCUCUGUCGCGCGUCUCGAGCUACCAGAACAUCGGAGACAUGGGCGUCCACGCCGGGGUCGUUAUGACUAAGGAUCCCUCCGUCGAGUCGACCAGCAACUACGAUAUCCUUGAGGAGGAGGACGAGGAUCUAUCUCUGGAGGACACCCCGCGUGGCUACCACGCCACUCCCGCACUCGCACUCCCGCCGGUCGCUGCCGCUCGCCCGCGUGGCAACAGCUUCGCCAGGGCUAGUAUUGCCCUUAACGAGGCGUACAACCGCGCUCGCCCGUUGAUGCACGGUGCAAAUCAAGUUAGGUACGUAUUUGGAUCUACGGAUUCAUCUCUGGGUUUUGUUUCGGACGAAGUAGCCGCCACUGCUGCGAUUGCGCCUUUGGGCUUUCUUGCUGGUGGGCUUCAAGGCGAUGGUCAAGGCUAUGCCCGUGAGAUUGGCGAGGUUUCUGGCGGUGGAUAUGAGGGUGGAUAUUCAGGACCGAUCAUCGUCGGCAGGGGUCGGCUUACCCGGUGUCCGGUCCAUGAUGAGCCCUGCGAUGGGGAGACCGUGACGAACAACCACCUCUCUAAAACGACGUCCGAAAAGCGAGGUUUCAAGGAAUUAUACCCGGUGGUGGAAAAUCUCGGCCGGAGGAUGGUAGACUGGAAGACGAUCAUGGACGAGGAGAAGACUAAGGUGGAGGCGAACAAGGGCAAGGGCAGGCAGAUGUGAGGGGGUGUGUAUGGGGGGGCAAGGCACUUAGGGUUGGGUGACGCCGAGUGCUAGGGUUGACG
Trematosphaeria pertusa is the source of this 1760-nucleotide messenger RNA. RefSeq lists its product as uncharacterized. The transcript is spliced from 5 exons. The record is from RefSeq and is a predicted model, not a curated record. The coding region runs from base 1 to 1698 and encodes 565 amino acids. Lineage: Eukaryota; Fungi; Ascomycota; Dothideomycetes; Pleosporales; Trematosphaeriaceae.